UGGGACAGUUGUUCCUUGGCAACAUGAGGUUGCAGUAAGAUUCAUGUCUAGUAAUGCUUUGUUUAUUAAACAAAGCUUGAAGUCAGCAUUCUUCCUUUUUCAGUUUACUGGGUUUUUUUCCUGUUGAAAAACACAAGUGAUAUUUUAUCCAACAAGCUAAAAUAUCUUCACAAGGUAACUUAAUACCUCUGACAACACCUGAGAAAUCAUGAUAAAUACUGUGAAAUCAUCUGAAGGUGAACCAUUUUUCCACUUUGAAAGAAAAAGAAAAUUCUCAGCAAAGCAAGAGCUGGCAAGAUAUAGAAGUGAAAACUUUUUGCAACCUAUAACUCUUCCAGAUUUUGAUAUCUGGCAAAGGAAACCUCCUGAUUUCACACCAAAGUUGUAUAGGUCCCUGAACUUGCCAAGAAAGACAUCUAAGAUUACAAACAGUGACAUCAGGAAGACAUCUUCUUAUGAUGCUAUUAAUAAGCUGCAGAUAUUUACAAAUACAAAUAUUUCAGCUGCACUAGACCUUCCCCAAUUUGUAACACGAUUUAAAAAUUUUGGUCCCUAUGAAGCAAAUAUACAGUUUGUGAAGACUGGUCAGUAUCCAAAGGAUAAAUAUAGUAAUCCAAAACCACAUGACUUCAGACAGCUCGAAACCAACAUUCCUGAUUUUGAUACAAGUUGUGAGAGAGAUCCAUUUAAUCUGAAACUGAAAUUGGAACAGAUAUCUGAUGUUAAUGAAUCGUGCCAUACAAUGAAUAUCAGACCUAAGAAUAUACGCUUAGAACGACUUACAACUCAUAAGCCUGCUGAUCCAAAAUGGGACAAGAGUCUAAUUUUUCCAAAAGAGCCUUGGCCACCAAAAUCAGCAUCCUACACAAGACACAAACGGCGACAGAAUGUCCAUAGUGCUUUCAUGGACAGAGUGAACGAGAAGCUGACAAAGGUCUGGCAGGAAGAAUCUUUUAUGAAGCCUAAGAAGAAACUUGAACUGGAAGCUAUAUAGAAGAAAUCAUUUAAGCUGAGUGAAUCUUUUUUACAAGGGGCUGAUGUCUAGUACUAUCAGUGCUUAAAUUGUUUCCAUUCCAUUUUAGCAGACAUGCUAUUAGCAGAACAAAUCACCUGGACUCAUUGAUAGCUUUAAGUAUAACUGCCUUACUGACUUUUCUGUAAGUUUAUGCAGAUGUUAGUAAUAAUCAUAGCCUGCAUUUCUUCUUUUCUACUUCUCUUACUCUGCUAGAAACAUAUACAAAGAGUGCUGUGUAUGUCUGAAAUAUCCAUUGGCUGCAUAAAUUACUUUUCUGUUUGCUGCAAGAAAACUAAUAAUUAAACAUACUUCUAAAUGC
This is a messenger RNA of Protopterus annectens (West African lungfish), 1334 nucleotides long. RefSeq lists its product as uncharacterized. NCBI's taxonomy places the organism in Eukaryota, Metazoa, Chordata, Ceratodontiformes, Protopteridae. The record is from RefSeq and is a predicted model, not a curated record. The transcript has 6 exons. Bases 209 to 994 code for a protein of 261 amino acids.